CAUGAGCAGUAGCAUUAGAAUCGUUUGGCUGGUACGAGUCCCAACUCCAAGAGUCGACAAUUGGACAUAAAAACAGUACAAUCCGAGACGCGAUAUCGUCCCCGCGCCACGGCCUGGCGGUGCCUCCGACACGAUAGUUUCCCGCUGCGUCCGGCCGGCCAGCGAUGGGUCCCCAGUGAACCCGUCCGCGACUCAUCCCUCUCAGCCGGCGGCAAUAUGUGUCGCCGCGGCAUCAGCGGCUGCGCGACGCAGGCGACGCACGACAUAAAAGCCGCUACCGCCGCCGCCGCCGCCACUUGCCACUGCCGAUUGCGUUCGACUCCGGGGAGGGAGCGACUCAGCACUGUCACCGCUCCAGGUCGGUUAGCGUCUAAAAACACUUGAGGCGACCCAACCAGCCAAUGAAGGUACUGGGUGUGAGCUUGGCUGUCAUGUUGUUUCUACACACAUUGGCUCCGGCAAGAGCGCUAUAUCUCAACAGAAAUACUCUUGACGAUGCACCAGAGCUGCGUCCCCGGCUGUCGGGCGGAGAGCUGCGGCAGCUCGGCAGGCUGUCGGGCGGUGAGCUGCGGCAGCUCGGCCGGCUGACGGGCGGUGAGCUGCGGCAGCUCACCGCCGGCCGCCAGCGCCGCUCCCGCCUGCCGCUCUGCAAGCGCGUCAAGCAGGAGGUGCCGCCGAUCUGCGCCGACGACGUCGAGUGCCAGCGCCACUACCUGCAGUACGUCAACAACAUGGUGCGGAUGCUGGACGCCGGCCGGCGCCGGCGGCGGUGAGCCGUCACGGAGAGGGGGACAGACGGCGGCGGCCACCUGCACCGAGCGGAGACCGGGACGACGGACAGACGGGCGGCCCCGGCCCUUAUAGACACCGUGGAGACGAACAGGCGGCGGUCAGCGGCCCGCCCGGUUCAGACGCUGAGCUCGAUAGGGGCCGGCCAGGCGGUCCGUCGGCGCCGAGCUCAAUAGGGGCCGGCCAGGCGGUCCGUGGGCGCCGUCCACUGCCGUGUGACCGGAGCGAGCCGAGGAUUUGGGCGCGGGCCGUGGCCGCUCGCGGCAGACGCUCCGCGCCAGCUGCACGCAGCGCGGCGGCCGCUGAUGAUCUCAGCCGUCCCCUCUGGCUCAGUGUCCGAUAUCAAUUGCCAUCCUCAGCGAUCUCAGUGGUUCAGUGUCCGAUGUCUGUGGCAUAAUCAUAAUCAACGGUGUGCAUAUGUGACAAAUACAAGUAGCUUCCAA
Molecule: messenger RNA, 1232 nt
Organism: Amphibalanus amphitrite
Lineage: Eukaryota; Metazoa; Arthropoda; Thecostraca; Balanomorpha; Balanidae
Exons: 3
Coding region: 402-773 (123 amino acids)
Source: RefSeq, a predicted model, not a curated record